UAGAAUUAAAAUGUUGUAAGUGAAGCAGCAAGGCAGGUACAUGUUCGUAGGGAUACUUUGGAAGAUUAUAUUUUCAUUUGCGUCUUGGCAAGAAAUUGGGCUUUAACUUCUCUAAGCAUUUGAACUCCAGAUUUGGCGUAUUAAGAGCAUUCAUCAAGGAGAUGACAAUAAUUGAGAGACUCCUUGAAGAAGAGAAGCAGCAAUGGGAUGAAUUAAGAACAAGAUGUGACCUUGCUAAAAUCAACUUAUAUAAGGAAGUAUGGGAGGUUGAUACCUGAUAUCAUAAUCCUCAUCCUACUUAAAAGUCUAUUUGAAUAUAUCAUAAUCUUGUUGUAAAAAAACUAAACAAUGCAAAAAUGCUUAGAUUCAGAAAGAAGACUCCCAACUUCUCAAAUAAUGUUAUAAACACUCGAUAUCCCCUCCACCUCACCCCAAACACACCUAUGAAACCUCAAAACCUCACCUCGCUUAUGACGAAGCAGAGCACCAAGCCCUCUGCUCCCAAAAGCAACAAGUCAUCCAGCAAGAAUUAGAACUAACCUCCACAACGGGGACGAGGACUGUCCACGUAUUGAGUUUAUUGAGGGAGAAGAGGAAGGAGAGGAGAACAGAGGGAAGAGAAAGCGGCUUUUAGUUCGUGUAAGGUAGUGUAAGGAGGUGUAAGGGGGAAUUCUAU
Messenger RNA from Moneuplotes crassus, 676 nucleotides. The record is from the annotation of a GenBank genome assembly. NCBI's taxonomy places the organism in Eukaryota, Ciliophora, Spirotrichea, Euplotida, Euplotidae.